AUGCGUUUCCAACUUCUUGCGGUUGUCUUGUUUCUCGCCUCAUUGGUAAGAGCGCAAACCAUUGGUGCAUUUUACUCGUUAGGAGGUCCUACAGUCGUAUCUUUGGAUCCCCAGACCAAUACGUUUGUGUACAAUGUUUACUCCAAGAAAGGUUUCAGUUUGAUGAACUCUUUUGCUCCAACUAUUCCGCCGAAGAAUGGAACAUCUAUUGCUUGCGUUGGCUAUAGCAGUCCAUCAAGUGUUUAUGGUUCAAUAUAUUACCAAACGUCCAACAACAGCAUCGCCCAGCAACUUUUCAAAUGUUCUUAUGCCUCGGGGAAUUGUGUCAACUAUGGAGGAUACCUCAUCUCUGCCAAUGUCACAAUUCCAAUCAAACCAAAUACCGGCUUGUCAGCAGCAUUACUUUCAGCUGAUCUUGGAUAUCGAAUUACCUAUGAAGACAUAUAUGGUGCUGUUAGGCAGAUUGGAUAUUCCAACACAACCAAGGGAGUUGUCACUCCUUGGGCAGAUGGAGUCCUUGCCAGCAACUCCACAUCUUUGAAUGGGUCUGCUCUUGCAACUACAUUUGUCCAGAGUCCAAAUACAACAGAACCGGCACAACAGACCAUCUAUCAACUUGUCGAUGAUCAGAUUCUUCCAUUUGUUGACAAUCAAGCUACGGCUAUGAAUCAAACGCAGAGUUGGGUCGCAGCUGCUCCCAUCACAAAUCUGCCCAACUGGUACUCGACGAAUGCUUCAUUUGCUACCGUCAUCUACAAUCAAUGGUUAAUGUUGUUCUAUAUUGAUACUACGAGACAACUUCAAUGGCUCAGAUCGACAGACGGAGGGGGAACCUGGCAAGCUCAGCCUUCGAUGGACACUUCGAUUUGGCCUCUAGGAGAUACGCCAAAUGCUCCUGUUGCCGCUGCUACAUCGAUAAAUUCCACAGCAGAUAAUUCGGCAUCUGUCUUUUAUACCUCGAAUGGAACAUAUGUUCAAGCUAUUAUGACAAACUGGAAUUGGGUGCCCUAUGUUGUGGUUCAGCCAGUGAUAGCAUCCAAUACGACGAACAACACCACAAUUCCAUUGCGUCCUAUGACAAGGAAGGAUACGAAAGACAUUAAGAUUGGAGCGUCUACAGGAGGGAGUGUUGGAUUUUUGAUUAUCAUUGCUACUAUUGCUUGGUUACUUUUGCGUAAGAAGAAAGUGGUACCAACUCCCGAGAGACCAAAGAGUAUUGGAGAAUGGAGAGGAAGUGAGUCGGAGUUUAGCGGGAAAGCAGAAUUGCAUGGACAAUCAGCUCAUAUUUGUGAGCUUGAUCAUGAUCCAGAGUGUUUGUUGCUUCACCAACUUCAAUUGUAUAGAAUGUACGAACUGAAAGGGGAUAUUCCCGUGGAGUUGCAGGAUACUGAAGCUAGAAGGCCGGAGUUGGAUCAUACACUUUGUAAGUGUGAAUUGGAUGCUUCGGUUACGUAUGAGCUGCCUACUUGUUUGGAGAAGGAAAUGAGUAUUGCUGAAAGUUCUGGGAGAGGAAAGGAGGUAGCUGUGUCGGUGAAAGAAUUGCCAGCAUGGUCUUGGGAUAUUCUGAGCAGGGAGGGUAAAGAGAAGGGGGAUGAGGAAGCGAGGUUGGAGAGCAGAGGGAAGGAGAAGGCUGAGAAUUGA
Molecule: messenger RNA, 1641 nt
Organism: Mollisia scopiformis
Lineage: Eukaryota; Fungi; Ascomycota; Leotiomycetes; Helotiales; Mollisiaceae
Exons: 3
Coding region: 1-1641 (546 amino acids)
Source: RefSeq, a predicted model, not a curated record